This is a messenger RNA of Brachypodium distachyon (stiff brome), 2319 nucleotides long. RefSeq names its product pentatricopeptide repeat-containing protein At5g10690. The record is from RefSeq and is a predicted model, not a curated record. The transcript is spliced from 12 exons. Bases 197 to 2029 code for a protein of 610 amino acids. Gene Ontology annotation, molecular function: protein binding. NCBI's taxonomy places the organism in Eukaryota, Viridiplantae, Streptophyta, Magnoliopsida, Poales, Poaceae.
GGCCCGUAUCAAGGCGUACGGGCAGUCUGCUGUUCUGAGUCGAUCCAGAGAGCCUGAAUCCAGAGGACUGCGGCUGGCCCGCGGACGAGCCUGCAACCCAAGACAUCCGCGCCAAGCCACCAAGCGCCACCUCCGGCGAACCGCCCUCUAUCCACUCGCCCGCGCUCGCAGCUCGCUCCUCGCCACCACGAAAGAGAUGAUGCUGAUAGGGCCGCGGUUCCUCUCCUCCUCCUCACCGCCGUCCUCCACCCGCCACGAGACCCUCCUCCCCGCGCUCUCCACGCCUCCCGAACCAUGUCGAAUCCUCUCUUCCUACUCCCCCGACGGCCCGACCGCCCGCCGCGGCCGCACAGCUUCCUCCAGCAAGCGCCCGCCGCCCGACCUCCGCCGCCUCACCGCGCGCAUCGUGGACCUCACCCGCCGCAGGCAGCUCGACCAGGUCAUGGCAGAGGUGGAGGCGUCCAAGCGGCGCGCGCGCGCGGGCAGGGGCGGAGGGAUUAACAUCAUCGUGAUGAACGCCGUUCUCGAGGCCUGCGUGAGCUGCGGCGACGUCGACCUCGCUGUCCAGCUCUUCGAGGACAUGCGGGGGCCUAGGGGGUGCGGCGCCGACGGCGUUUCGUACGGCAUCCUGCUCAAGGGUCUGGGGAUAGCUAGAAGGAUUGAUGAAGCAUUCGAGAUACUGGAAUCAAUUGAGAAAGAUGCUUCUGUUGGGAGCCCCAAGCUCACCCCUCAUCUUAUUUGCGGUUUUCUCAAUGCCCUUAUUGAAGCAGGAGAUAUGCGGCGUGCCAAUGCACUUGUUGCCCGUUUUCGCCAAGUCCUUUACAAAGGCCACUCUGUCUUACUAUAUAACUUACUGAUGAAGGGAUACAUAAAAAGCAACUUCCCUCUAGGUGCUUUGACUGUUAAAGAUGAAAUAUUGCGUCAAGGGUUGAAGCCUGAUAGACUGACAUACAACACCAUCAUUUUUGCCUGCGUAAAAGCAUCGGAGAUUGAUAAGGCUUUCCGGUUUCUUGAAGAUAUGAAGGACGAAGCUAAAAGGGGUGAUAAUCCUGAACUCCUCCCGGAUGCUGUUACCUACACAACAUUACUUAAGGGUUUAGGAAAUAGCCAAGACCUUUAUUCAGUUUUGAAGAUUGUGGUGGAGAUGAAAUCAUCACUUAUUUCAAUUGAUAGGACUGCAUAUACUGCUAUGGCUGAUGCCUUUCUGGCUUGCGGGUCCAUUGACGGGGCCCUUUGCAUUUUUGGUGAGCUAAUCAAACAGGCUGGCAGCAACAACGACUUGAGGCCCAAACCUCAUCUUUAUCUUUCAAUCAUGAGAGCUUUUGCUUCUAUCGGUGAUUUUGAUAUGGUAAAGAGAUUGAACAAACGCAUGUGGCCUGAUUCAGUUGGAUCCAUUAGCUCUUCUGCUAAACAAGAGGCAGUCGAGUUGUUAAUGGAAGCUGCUAUCAAUAACAAUCAGAUAGAUGUGGCUAGACGACUCCUAAGAAGAAUAGUUAAUGAGAAAGUGUAUUUCUCUUGGACAAGCAGAGUAGGCCUGGUGGCACUUAAAGUUGAAACCCUAUCUGGAUUCACCAACUCUCCUCUUAGACCUCAUGUAUUUCCACAGAUUAUCUUGAAUGAUCCUGUUGAGAAAUACAUGAUUCCUUUUCACGAAAGUCGACCAUUAUGUGCUGACUUAAUCUUGGAGAAUGUUGUGAUGCGAUUCUGGAAAGACUCUGCAGUUCCUCUUGUGAAUGACUGGGGAAGUUGUGUCGGGAUCGUUCACAGCCAUGAUUGUACCAAGAUGGAUGCACCUCUUGUUUCAAUGGCGAGACCACCACUUUGCGUGCCUGCUUCAACCUCGCUCAAGCAUGUCAUAGAUCUCCUCCUUAGAGAGAAAUCCGAAAUGGUGGUUCUGGUGAAAAAUGGCAACAUGUACGAAGGUAGCUACACAUCCAGCUCGAGACCACUUGGAGUUUUCUCCCUCGCUUUCUUGUCCAAGUACGGCGCCAUGCAUGAGACAUCCAUGACAUCGGAGUCUCCAGGGUAACUCAACAAGGAUCUGGAUUCUGCAAUCGUGGGCUCGUGGCUGGGUAUGUAAUUAGUCUUGUGUUGUUUUCCAUGACUGGACAUUGAUGAUCUGAAUGAGAAGUCAUUUCAGCGCUGUCCAUUUCAACAGCGAGCAGAAAGUUUUGCCAUGGUAAAUUUUCCCGGCUGAUCCCAACGCCCUGCAUGAUGUAAUCUCUGAUACACACGGCAAAGUUGACCGUGGACCUGAAAUCAUAACCCGAUGUCUCUUGAUGAGGCGCCAAGAUGGUCUUCAUAAUCCUGCAUGUUUUA